ACUCUAGGUGUCGACACAUAAAAACCAACUCACUUCGCAAACCUUAAGUGGGUUGAAUCGUAUCACUUCCACGUCAGCUUACACCUACGUGAAAUCAACCUCAAAUCCGACUUUCAACUAGCUGGUCUACUUAUUCAUACGUCAAUCUCUCCUUUUAUUAGCGGACCGCCAACAUGCGGCUCUCCAAUAGAAGCAACGAAACCGGGAGCGAGGAGCACAAGAGGGAGGAUUCCGUCAUAGUAGAUUAUGGAUUCGGUCAAGUUAGCGACGAAAAUGCCGUACACGGACGGGAACUGGCCUCGGGCAAAUCCAUGUAUGCCAAACUCCAACGGUUCGCUGGUAAGUUCGGUAUGGAACAGCGAGGAAUCGAGCGAGUCCCCAGUGAUGAAAGGACGGACUCGAAUAUGAGCCAAAUAGGCACUUUGUGGUUCUCUGCGAAUAUGGUUGUUUCGUCAUUUGCCAUCGGUGCCCUUGGAAAGCCCGUAUUCAAUCUUGGAUUCGUUGAUACUGCUUUGACUAUCAUAUUCAUCAAUACCCUUGGAAUCUUGCCGGUUUGUUUCUUCUCGACCUUCGGUCCCAAAUUUGGGUUACGUCAGAUGGUAUUAUCAAGAUUCUGGUUUGGAUACUACGGCGUCAAACUGAUUGCCAUUUUUAACGUCUUAGCCUGCCUUGGUUGGUCUGCUGUGAACGUUAUUGUCGGAGCUCAAUUCUUCCACGCAAUUAAUGAGGACGUUCCUGGUUGGGCCGGCAUCCUGGUUAUUGCAUUUUCUACCUUGGUUAUUUGCACUUUUGGCUAUAAAGUCGUCCACGCUUACGAGAAAUGGUCUUGGCUUCCUGUUUUCAUCAUCUUUAUGAUAGUGUUGGGUGUCUUUGCCCAUUCUGGAGAGUUUAACAGCUUACUCCCACUGGAGACCGGAGUAUCUGAGGCUGGUAGCGUUCUCUCCUUUGCAGCGUCGGUAUACGGCUUUGCGACGGGAUGGACUUCCUACGCUGCGGACUACACCGUGUACCAGCCAGUGGGACGAUCGAGCAAGGCUGUUUUCUUGUGGACCUUCGGCGGUUUGUUCGUCGCCCUGUGUUUCACCGAGCUCCUCGGAGCCGCCGUGGCCACCGCAAUGGCAAACAACCAAGCCUACCUCGACGCCUACGACAACGCCCAUAUCGGUGGUCUGCUAGCCGAGGUUCUCGUUCCGAGACUUGGCCGAUUCGGCGAAUUCUGCAUCGUGCUUCUCGGCCUCUCCAUUAUCGGCAACAACUGCCCAAACAUCUACUCCGUAUCGCUGUCUCUCCAGGUCCUCUCCGAAAAGACACAGCGCGUGCCGCGUUUCGUCUGGUCCCUAGUCGGCACCGCCGUCUAUAUCGCCGUCGCGAUCCCGGGCUACAACGAGUUCGAAAGCACCCUCGAGAGCUUCAUGUUGAUCAUCGGGUACUGGCUCGCCAUCUACGAGGGCGUCUCUCUCACCGAACAUUUCGUCUUCCGCCGCGGCAGAACCGACCGCUACCACCCCGAGGAUUACGUGGAGCCUAAGAAGCUCCCGCCCGGACUGGCAGCCAUCACCGCGUUCUGCUUCGGCGUUAUGGGAGCUGUGCUAGGCAUGGCGCAGACAUGGUUCAUAGGACCGAUUGGCAAAUUAUGCGGCGCGGAAGGAUAUGGUGGCGACGUGGGUUUCGAGCUUGCGUUUGCGUUUGCGGCGAUAAGUUAUGCGGUGAUGAGGACGGCGGAGUUUGCGUAUUUCAGGAGGUGAAAUGGUGGGGUUUGGGUAGAAGUGGUU
Molecule: messenger RNA, 1772 nt
Organism: Annulohypoxylon maeteangense
Lineage: Eukaryota; Fungi; Ascomycota; Sordariomycetes; Xylariales; Hypoxylaceae
Product: permease for cytosine/purines, uracil, thiamine, allantoin-domain-containing protein
Exons: 3
Coding region: 174-1745 (523 amino acids)
Biological process (GO): transmembrane transport
Cellular component (GO): plasma membrane; fungal-type vacuole membrane
Molecular function (GO): transmembrane transporter activity
Source: RefSeq, a predicted model, not a curated record